AUGUUUGUCCCUAUCCCUAACGGGAUGCACCUUCGGAAACCUUCGGCCCGCGGCAACUUCAUUCCUGCUUCCCCGCGGAGAUCAAUCGGCACGGGCGUCGGUCCACGAUCGGCACAGAAGCCAGCGCCAUCAAGCGGUGAUUCCGCAUUGCCAUCCCCCGUCUUUUCCGACCAUCAUCUUUCCCCGCUUUGGCUGGGGCUGCUCCCCGCUGCACAAGCCGAGUCGACCCCCGCAGAGUGCCGAAUCAUGAGGGGCCCCGUGCGUUCGGCUUCGCCGAUGCUGGCUGGAGCUGGCUAUCGGCCCGCGAUUUUCUGCAUCGGCCCGGGAGCUCCUGCCAUCCCCCGCACCCGUUACCCCCACAUGGCCGAGGAGUCUUCCCUCUCCCUCAACAUGACGCUGCAACACAUAAUUGCCAAACAUCCCAAUCCCCCCGAGAACGAUCCGCGCUAUGACGGCGAUUCAGCGUAUUCGCUCAAGACUUUGCCCGCCGGCUGGAGAUCCUCCGCCACCAGCAAGGCGCUCGACGAGGACUUGAUCUUCGAGAAGAACGUUCCAAUCAAGCUUCGAGACGGGAUCACCAUCUUGGCAGACAUCUUUCGUCCCGUGAAACAGGAAAAGAACUUGCCUGCUAUCCUUGUCUGGUCCCCGUAUGGAAAGACGGGACGUGGCAAGUGUUCGAUCUCGGCCAUCGCUUGGCUCGAGGCCGGCAUCUUGCCCUCCGAGCUUUCCGGGCUCGAAAAGUUCGAGGGACCGGACCCGGCACGAUGGUGCCCUAAAGGCUACGCUGUCAUCAACAUCGAUCCCCGGGGAACGUACGACAGUGAAGGCAUCCAGUCACCCGUGCCAAGCCGGGCCAUGGUUCAAGACGCUUACGACGUCGUGGAGUGGCUCGCCGUGCAGCCCUGGUGCAACGGCAAGGUUGGAGCCGCGGGUAACUCUCAGCUGGCCAUGUCUCAGUUCUUUAUUGGCGAGAGCCAGGCGCCUCACUUGGCUGCUUUGGCUCCUUGGGAAGGCCUCACCGACAACUACCGUGCCACGGUCGCCCGUGGAGGCAUCCCGGACACCGAAUUUGCGGCGUCUAUCUUCGGCUUGCUCUGCGGGCGAGACCGAUUCGAGCUUCUGACGGACGAACUCGAGCAGCCUGGCCAAGACGGGCUGUACCGCGAACAUGCGCGCAACAUCAACGCGUCGCCUUCGUUGAUCAAGGUUCCCCUGUACAUGACUGCCUCCGUGGGUUCCGUCAUCCACCUUCAGGGCAGCAUUCUUGCGUGGAAGAAGGCAGCCUCGGCAGACAAGUGGCUGCGUUUGCACGGCGGUCAAGAAUGGUGGGACUUGUACCACCAACAGGACGAUCUGGAGCGCUUUUUCGACCGAUAUUUGAAGGGCCUCGACAACGGCUGGGAGCAAACCGCUAGAGUCCGGUACCAGCUGCUUCCAUUCGGACCCCUCUCGAGUCCCAAGACGUUGGCGUACAGGACGGCGGCAGACUUCCCUCCUCCAGAGAUGAAGGAGAUGAAGCUGUACCUUGCCGGCGUGGGAGCGCUUUCGCUCGAGCCGCAAGGGACGGCCGCGUCCCUGUACGGCGCCAACGACACGCAGGAAGACUUCGACAUUUACAUCACCCUACGCAAGGUCGACAAGGAUGGUCAAACCCUCUUCCAAUACUGCUGGCCGCUCGACGAUCUUCAGGCCGUCGCAAAGGCGCAGGGCAAACCGAUCCCUGCAAGUCACGAGCAGUAUCCCGCGCUCAACACGGCCGUCUACGUUGGACCCAGCGGUCGAAUCCGGGCGUCGCAUCGCAAGAUUCGGUCUCCUCGUCCCGGCGACGAGGAGAACAAUCUCUCGUGGCCGGGGUGGCCUUUUCAUCCUCACGACGAGCGACAACCGGUUCCGGCGGGCACGAUUGUCCCCAUCGAAACUGGUAUCUGGCCUGCCAACAUCGAGGUUUCCAAGGGGGAAGCUAUAAGACUCGACCUGACCCCGGUCAAGAAGGAUCUUUUCGAUUUCCCUUGGCAAGUGCGCAACAAGAUUACCAGCAGUCAGAAAGGCACGCAGAGCUUCCACUUUGGCGGCAGCUACGAUGCCCAUCUUAUCCUCCCAAUGAUCCAGCUCUGA
Moesziomyces antarcticus is the source of this 2115-nucleotide messenger RNA. Its product is annotated as acylase and diesterase protein. The transcript has 7 exons. The coding region runs from base 1 to 2115 and encodes 704 amino acids. The record is from RefSeq and is a predicted model, not a curated record. NCBI's taxonomy places the organism in Eukaryota, Fungi, Basidiomycota, Ustilaginomycetes, Ustilaginales, Ustilaginaceae. Gene Ontology annotation, molecular function: dipeptidyl-peptidase activity.